AUGAGCAUCUCCGCCUUGCAUCUGCUUGCAUCGUCUUCAUCUCGGCGAGCCCACGCUCCCGCCUGCCACCAAGCUCCUCCCCGACGUUCCGCGGCCGUCUGCCGCCCAGAGGUCGACGUGGACCAACUCUUGAACCCUCGUGCCCUCUCGGUUGACGUCUCCGACGGCCCAAGCUCUCCGCAAGCCUCUCGGAGCUCCUCUGAUACGUCGUCCUCGGCACUCAAUAUCAGCACUCUCUCUGCCCCCGGCCCCAUCGACAGCCCUGCCAGAGCACCGGCCACUGCUACGAAUAUAGCGUCUUCAACGCCAGGCCGAGCUCCCUCGACUUUGCUCCAGUCUCCCUCUCAGGUUCUAGGCCGACGAAGACGACUGUCCUCAGACCACCAGCCAGAGGACGAGCCUCAUAAUACCCUUCCUGCUGCAGACGCUAGGUCUGCCGCUGCGGACGCAACUGCUGGGAGGCCGCUGAAGCGAAGGCGGCGCGGCGGCGCAGGCACAAACAUGCUGUCCGACGGGGAUGUGGCCGGAUCACCGAAUGGGUCCGGCAUCGCUCAGUCAAACGGCUCCUUUACUACACCCACAUCGCAGCGGGAUGCGGCGUCUUCCAUGGCAACCAACGGCAGCCGCAAGUCAGGUGUCGUGACCAACGGAUCGUCAAAUGGGGAGAGGCGCUCAUCAUCACAACCUACGACAUAUUUCGGCCAUAACCGAGAGGAAGUCACGCGAAUAUUGAUCCAGGCUUUGACGGAUAUGGGCUAUCAGGCGGCAGCUGAUAACAUUAGCCAGCAGAGCGGCUACAGCUUGGAGAGCCCCACGGUAGCAGCAUUCCGAUCGGCUGUGCUUGCCGGUUCGUGGGCAGAGGCCGAGGAGCUACUGAGGGGCGCAACAGUGGCAGAUGAGGCAAGCCAAGGUGGCAACGGUCUCGUUCUCACUUCUGGCUCUGACAAGGACGUCAUGCGAUUCUGGCUUAGGCAGCAAAAGUUUCUAGAGCUACUGGAACAAAAGGACACCACUCGAGCUUUGACGACGCUGCGGGGAGAGUUGACGCCCCUCUAUCACGAUACGAACAAACUUCAUUUCCUAUCAAGCUUGCUCAUGUGCCAGUCCACGGAAGAUUUAAUGCAAAAGGCCAACUGGGAUGGGGCACAACGCAUUUCACCAUCCGUAAUGCUGCCGGAGAACCGUCUAGCAGUACUCCUUGAUCAUGUCAAGCAGAGCCAGAUUAACACGUGUCUCUACCACACGGCGGCAUCGUCGCCUUCCCUGUAUUCGGAUCACCUUUGUGACCGACGAAAUUUUCCCUCUGAAUUUGCCCUGGAGCUAGGCGAUCUUGGGGGAGAGGUCUGGUCUGUCCGAUUUUCCCAUGACGGUACGCGCCUGGCGGCCUGUGGGAGUCGAGAACAUGUCAAAAUAUGGGAUACGCAAACCUUCGCCGUAACUCAUGUUCUCCCAAAUCACGGGAACGAAGGUGUUGGAGACAUUGCCUGGAGUCCCGACGACUCUAUGAUUAUAACUUGCUCUUUUGAUAAGUACGCUCGUCUGUGGGAUACAUCUACUGGAACCUUGAUCAAGACACUUAGAAAAUUUGCCGAGCCGGUGAGCGGCUGUGUAUGGGCGUCGAACAGUAGAUCGUUUGUUUUGGGAAGCCUAGAUAAGGCUCAUGGCCUGUGCACCUUUAACGUGUAUGACGACGAGAUUAUUGAAUGGAACAAAAAGCAUCGGGUGCAGGACCUCUGCGGUUCCCCCGAUGAGCGUCUGCUGGUGGCGGUGGAUGAUUUACAAAACAUUCACGUCUACGACGCCACCACGAGAGAACUUGAAUACGACUUGGAGCUAAAAGCGAGGCCAACCUCGGUCAGUAUCAGCCAAGAUUCGAAGCACCUGCUGGUAAACAAGCAGGACGGCGAGGCUCAGCUGAUUGACCUUGCCUCGAGGAAUUCGAUCCACAAGUUUCUCGGUCACACGGGUGGUGAAUUCUUGAUCCGCAGUGCGUUCGGCGGUGCCAAUGAGAGCUUCGUCAUGAGUGGGAGCGAAGAUGGCAACAUCCUCAUCUGGCACAAGAACAUAGGAGCCGCCGUUGAACGGUUGCCCGGCCAUCAACCGCGAUGCAACGCAGUAGUCUGGAACCCUGCGGAUCCAUGCAUGCUGGCGUCGUGUGGAGAUGAUGGCCGCAUCAAAAUCUGGACCAACAAGGCACGAAGCCGGGAUACCGACCCCGGUGCUCAAGUGUCGGUCCGGACCUCUCCCGCCGCCUGGGUCUCUGGAGUUUAUGGCGUUGAUGAUGAAUGGGCGGCCUUUGCCACUGCUGUAUCCUCCCGUGCCGAGAAGCUGAGCAGCAACGACCAUCUGCAGUCUUAG
Trichoderma aggressivum f. europaeum is the source of this 2358-nucleotide messenger RNA. RefSeq lists its product as uncharacterized. Gene Ontology annotation, cellular component: GID complex. Gene Ontology annotation, biological process: proteasome-mediated ubiquitin-dependent protein catabolic process. Lineage: Eukaryota; Fungi; Ascomycota; Sordariomycetes; Hypocreales; Hypocreaceae. The record is from RefSeq and is a predicted model, not a curated record. The coding region runs from base 1 to 2358 and encodes 785 amino acids. Gene Ontology annotation, molecular function: protein binding. The transcript is spliced from 6 exons.